AUGGUUGUACAAAAAGAGAGUAUGGAAGGCGAUUUCGAAGACAGUGUUGAAGAAAAAUUAAUUAAUGAAGAAUACAAAAUUUGGAAGAAAAAUUCACCGUUUUUAUAUGAUUUUGUUAUUACACAUGCGUUGGAGUGGCCAAGCUUAACAGCACAGUGGCUACCCAAUGUUCACUCGGCUGAAGGCCGUGAUUUUACUAUUCAUCGCCUUAUUCUUGGCACACACACAUCCGAUGAACAAAAUCAUUUGGUAAUUGCAAGUAUACAGUUACCGAAUGAAGAUGCUGAGUUAGAUGCCAGUCAUUAUGAUAAUGACAAAGCAGAAUUUGGUGGGUUUGGAUUAAUAACUGGACGGAUCGAAAUCGAUUUGAAAAUAAAUCACGAAGGUGAAGUGAAUCGGGCACGAUAUAUGCCACAAAAUCCAAAUAUUAUUGCCACAAAAACACCGAUGUCAGAUGUAUUGAUCUUCGAUGUCACCGCUCAUCCACUAGGAAAAGAACAACAAGGUGAAUGUAAUCCAGAAUUGAGACUUAAAGGUCAUACACGAGAGGGUUACGGAUUAUCAUGGAAUCAUCAUGUGAAUGGACAUUUAUUGAGUGCAGCGGAUGAUCAUACUGUUUGUUUAUGGAAUAUUAAUGAGCUGCCCAAAGAAGGAAAAAAUGUGGAUGCCUUAUCAAUAUAUAGCGGGCAUACUGCCGUGGUUGAGGAUGUUGCCUGGCAUUGUACGCAUCCGACAAUAUUUGGAUCUGUUGGUGAUGAUCAGAAAUUGAUGAUUUGGGAUACUCGUGCAAAUAAUUAUGUUAAAGCAAGUCACACUGUCGAUGCACAUGCAGCCGAAGUCAAUUGUUUAGCAUUUAAUCCAUUUUCUGAAUAUAUUCUUGUCACUGGUAGUGCAGAUAAAACACUGGCAUUAUGGGAUUUACGAAAUCUUAAAGUAAAACUUCAUCUUUUCGAAUCACAUAAAGAUGAAAUAUUUCAAGCUCAAUGGUCUCCACAAAAUGAAACCGUAUUAGCAUCAAGUGGAUCUGAUCGUCGACUUCAUAUUUGGGAUUUAAGUCGCAUUAAUCAAUCACAAACAGCUGCGGAAGCAGAAGACGGACCACCCGAACUUUUGUUUAUUCAUGGGGGACAUUCGGCGAAGAUAUCAGAUUUUUCUUGGAAUCCGAAUGAUCCAUUCGUUAUCUGUUCCGUUUCGGAAGAUAAUGUUAUGCAAGUAUGGCAAAUGGCCGAACAUAUCUAUAACGAUGAUAUUGGCAGAGAGCCAGAUAAAUCGGAAGCAAAUGGCUCGUGA
This is a messenger RNA of Didymodactylos carnosus, 1290 nucleotides long. The record is from the annotation of a GenBank genome assembly. NCBI's taxonomy places the organism in Eukaryota, Metazoa, Rotifera, Eurotatoria, Philodinida, Philodinidae.